UUUUCUGUCCUCCAAUAGCGUACAAUACAGUACCAACGACCCCUAUGAUCAUCUUCUUCAGGCGACCAGGACCGAGAAAUCAGCGAAAAGAUGCACCAGUCCAGCAAAUCCGGAAUCAAACGGCGAUUCUAGUACACUGUACGCGUCUUCUUCCUCUCCUCGCCUCAACAGUACAGCUGCCAACAGCCCUUGAUUUGUCCUUGAUCGCGUAGGAUUGAGCACGUAGGACACUCGAGUUCAUCAAGGACGUCCACCUCUUUCGGAUUAGUUGAAGAAUUUGCUUUCGUGUGGUGGUGGAAUAGUUAAUUUCCAGCUCGUUUCUUGUUCCAGUUUGCGGGGCAUUUACUACAAAUGUUGUUGCAGCUGCACCUAUACUAUACUGUAAAGGCACACUAAAUGCAUCUAAAACGAUACAAAGUGUCCUGGAAUUUGUGGAGUUAGCUGCUCCAGAUGCUUCUUUGGUUCCUUGUUUUUCUAAUACACAAAUAGGGUGGAAUACUUUAUCCAUGUGGAAUGCCAUGUGUCAAUGUUUUUUCAAAUAAAAGAUAGAGAUGUGUGUUUCUCAAACUAAUAAGUGAUAUUUAGGUCCAAAGGCAACCUAAGAUUUUUCUGCGACUAUUUGUCUAUGGCGGACUUGAGCAUUUCUUUUUUCUCUCUCCUCCUCCCUUUCUUCUCUCUAUCCCUCCUAGUUUUCCUCGCCUUCAUCGUCCGACCACACCCCGUCAAAGUUCCAAUUAAAAAUCGCCAUGUCUUCAUCACUGGCGGCUCAAGCGGUAUUGGCUUAGCUCUAGCUCAACAGGCUGCUUCAGAAGGUGCAAAAGUUUCAAUACUUGCUCGUAACAUUGGUAGACUCGAAGAUGCGAAGGAGUCAAUUCGGCUUUCUACUGGCCGUGACGUGGCCAUUUUCAGCGCUGAUGUGAGAGACUACGAGGCUGUUAAGAAGGCUGUAGAAGAGGCAGGACCAAUCGAUGUGUUGGUGUGCAAUCAGGGAGUUUUUGUACCUCAAGAAUUGGAGACUCAAGAUAUUGAGGAGAUCAAGUUUAUGAUUGAUGUCAACUUGAUCGGGACUUUUCAUUUGAUUAAAGCUGCUUUGCCUGGAAUGAAGAAUAGGGCUGACCGUGGACCUGGGUCCAUCGCUAUCAUAUCUUCACAAGCUGGUCAGGUUGGGAUAUAUGGUUAUACAGCUUAUUCAGCUAGUAAGUUCGGCCUCAGAGGACUGGCAGAAGCACUGCAGCAGGAAGUAAUUGGUGAAAAUAUUCACGUAUCACUAAUAUUUCCCCCGGACACUGAAACUCCUGGAUUUGCUGAAGAGAACAAGAGGAGGCCACAGUUGACUAGUAUACUAGCAGCUUCUUCUGGUUCCAUGAAAGCUGAUGAAGUUGCAAAGAAAGCUUUGAAUGGCCUUAAAUCAGGAAACUUCAUUGUCCCUUGCAACUUUGAGGGAUUCUUUCUUUCCAUAGCAACUUCUGGUCUAUCUCCUCAGAGAUCAUUCCUGAUGGCAUUUAUCGAAGUGAUAGCUGCUGGAAUAUUACGUGUUGUUGGUCUAUGUUUCCAGUGGAAUUGGUAUGGUAAUAUUGACAAAUUCCUUGGAGAAAGAAAAUAGAGAGCAACUACUAAACAGAUUCUAACAAGAAUUGAUAGUUUGAUCGAACAAAUGCAUUUCGACAUGAUAGUUGUUAUAGAAAUCAAACUUUUUCAUGAUGUCUUAUGUACCCCUAGGCUGUCCAAUUUUCAUCUACUUCUGUGCAAGUGAACCAAAAGAAAUAUGUAGUUUUGGUUCCUCUUUGAUUAUAUACAUUACCAAGUGUUUCUGGAUACUUUGUCCACUAAUUGAGAAGUUUUUCUAUCUA
Messenger RNA from Solanum tuberosum (potato), 1850 nucleotides. RefSeq names its product 3-dehydrosphinganine reductase TSC10A-like. The transcript has 7 exons. The coding region runs from base 626 to 1603 and encodes 325 amino acids. The record is from RefSeq and is a predicted model, not a curated record. Gene Ontology annotation, cellular component: endoplasmic reticulum membrane. NCBI's taxonomy places the organism in Eukaryota, Viridiplantae, Streptophyta, Magnoliopsida, Solanales, Solanaceae. Gene Ontology annotation, biological process: sphingolipid biosynthetic process. Gene Ontology annotation, molecular function: 3-dehydrosphinganine reductase activity.